AUGGAAGACGAGAUGGACCAGCCCCAACGGAUUAGCCGUGAAAAGAGGCGGAACUACCCGGAAAGGGAUAUGACCGGGCGAACUGACGUCCCCGAGGGUUGGCGAGAGCCCGAGUUUCGGCCGGAAGAUAAUAAGUCAGGCGCUUUGCUCGACGUCUCUAGUUUCUCUACCUUGUUCCCAAUGUACCGUGAACCGUAUAUUACUAGUAUCUGGAAGGAUCUCGCUAACAUGCUGAGCAGCAAAUAUGGGAUUGCUGCAGAGCUUGACUUACAGAAGGGGACAAUUACCGUUCAAACAACAGACAAGACAUGGGAUCCGGCCGCAAUUUUGUCGGCACGAAACAUGAUUUGGAUGCUCUCGCGAUCAAUGACAUUUGAACAGGCUAAACGCUGCUUCGAAAAUGAGGUUGAUUGCGAUAUAAUACGGAUUAAGAACAUGGCGUCACGCAAAGAUAGCUUCAUCAAGCGCCGAGCGCGCUUUGUGGGCCCUAAUGCUCAAACACUCAAGGCUAUAGAGCUGCUCACAGACACUAAGAUCCAGGUUCAGGGAAAUACUGUUGCAGUCAUGGGAGCAAGUCGCGGAGUUGGCCUCGUGCGUAAUAUAGUCACAGAUUGCAUUGAACGGAACAUUCAUCCAGUUCAACACAUCAAAACACUCAUGAUUAAGCGAGAACUCGCCAAGAUCCCGGAGAUGGCCAACGAGGACUGGUCUAGGUUUAUUCCGACGUUUAAGAAGAAGAACACGAAGCCUUACAAGCCAGCAAAGGUUGCCAAGCGUAAACGCGAAAAGCAGGAGGCAGCAAUAUCAAAAGUUGAUCAGCAAUUGGCUUCUGGCGAAUACUUUGCGCGACGCGAAGGCGAAGAGAAGAUACUUCCGCGACGACUGCGUGAGCCAGGUACACUCUCGAGAGGUGGCGCUAAGCAGACGCAUCAGGGCCAAGGUGCCCACAGCUUAUCUGAUUCUGAAAUCCCUAGUGAUGGCCUUUAA
Molecule: messenger RNA, 987 nt
Organism: Giardia duodenalis
Lineage: Eukaryota; Fornicata; Diplomonadida; Hexamitidae
Product: Ribosomal RNA assembly protein KRR1
Exons: 1
Coding region: 1-987 (328 amino acids)
Cellular component (GO): small-subunit processome; nucleolus
Molecular function (GO): RNA binding
Source: RefSeq, a predicted model, not a curated record